GGUGGAGACUGCCAACCUGCGAAGGCUCUUAUCUAUUCCCGAGGGUCUACAUAAAGGGAAGCAGAAGGGAAACGAAGUUCCCGUCCUUUGCUUACUGGCUAUAGUUCCCUGCCAUGUCGUUGGAAGACAAGCAGAGCGGAGACUUCGUGGACGCCGAGAAGGGACUGUUACCAGCCGAUAUAGAGGCCGUUGAAGCAAUCGCCAUCCCAGAGUUCGAUGAUCCUAACAUCGACAAAGAUGCUGCCAUCGAGGGAGUACUUGAGGAUGAUUCUCCCUACCCCGAGGUUCGGUCCGCCGUGGCAAACACAGACGAUCCAGCCAUUCCGGUUGGGACUUUGAGGUCUUGGACUAUUGGCUUUGUCUGGGCUAUUCUGAUUCCAGGGCUUAACCAAUUUUUCUUCUUCCGAUAUCCUUCUGUGACGAUUACCGGUCUCGUCGCACAAUUACUUGCGUUCCCUAUUGGUCGAGCAUGGGCAAGAUUCGUCCCUAACGUCAAGGUGUUCGGUAUAGCCUUAAACCCAGGUCCUUUCACUAUCAAGGAGCACGUUCUUGUUACAAUAAUGGCUACAGUCGGUUAUCAAAGUGCAUAUGCCACUGAUAUCGUUGCUGUCCAACGAGUUUUCUAUAACCAAGUAUUCAACUUCAGCUACCAGUGGCUCAUGGUCAUGUCCACCCAAUUGAUUGGUUUCUCCAUCGGUGGUAUAUGUAGACGAUUCCUUGUUCAACCCCCUUCGAUGAUUUGGCCGACAGACCUGGUUACUUGUGCCUUGUUCAAUACACUCCACUCCACGCAGUAUGCAGGGAUGGGAAAACGUGGAGGUAUCAGCCGUGAAAGAUUUUUCCUGUUCGCAUUUCUUGGGUCAUUCUCUUGGUACUUCAUGCCUGGAUAUCUCUUCCAAGCAUUGAGUUAUUUCUCCUGGGUGUGCUGGAUUGCACCAGACAAUAUCAAAGUCAAUCAGAUGUUCGGGUAUCGAUCCGGUCUUGGAAUGAGUCUCCUUACCUUCGACUGGGCUCAGAUUGCAUAUGUCAUAUCGCCACUGGCUACACCUUGGUGGGCUGAGGCCAAUGUCGCAUUUGCAUUUGUAUUCUUCUAUUGGCUUAUCGCACCAAUCUUAUAUUACACCAAUACUUGGAACUCUGCCUACCUCCCGGUCCUCAACGAUGGGUCUUUCAAUCGAAACGGAACACCGUACGACGUCUCACAAAUAGUCAAUGCCGAUGGAUCUUUCAACCAGGCCGCCUACGAAGCCUACAGUCCCUUGUACUUGUCGGUGACUUUUGCACUGGCUUAUGGAUUGUCUUUCGCUAGUGUAACGGCAACGUUGACACACACAUUCCUUUUCUACCGCAAACAAAUCUGGCAUCAGGCCCGCCGCUCCAUCCACGAACAGGCUGAUAUUCAUGCAAGACUCAUGUCGCGCUACGCCCAGGUACCCAACUGGUGGUACAUCAUUAUCUUCCUGGCUAUGUUUACAUUCGGAGUGAUUUCGAUUGAAGUGUGGGACACACAGUUCCCAGUUCAAUACUAUAUCCUCGCCCUUGUGAUAUCCUUCUUUUACACCGUUCCUAUUGGUAUAAUUCAGGCAAUAACUAAUCAACAAGUUGGGCUCAACGUUAUCACUGAACUUAUUAUUGGUUAUGCUCUUCCUGGCCACCCAGUCGCAAUGAUGAUGUUCAAGACUUGGGGAUACAUCACAAUGGCACAAGCUUUGCAGUUCACCCAGGAUCUCAAACUGGGUCAUUACAUGAAGAUUCCUCCGAGAACGAUGUUCGCCGCUCAAGUUAUUGCCGCCGUUAUCGCUGGAACUACUCAAUUGGGUGUUCAAGCAUGGAUGUUCACGAAUAUUCAGGGUAUGUGUGAUCAGGACCAGCCUGAUGGUUUUAUUUGCCCUUCGACGACGGUGUUCGGCACGGCUAGUAUAAUUUGGGGUGUGAUUGGUCCUAGGCGAAUCUUUUCGCAGGGCACGACUUACUAUGGUUUGCUGUUCUUCUUCGUCGCUGGUUUCCUCGCACCUCUCGGAGCCUGGCUUGUCAGUCUUAAAUGGCCAAAUAGCUGGAUCCGCUAUGUCAACUUCCCCGUCGUGUUCACCGGUACCGGCCUUCUUCCACCCGCCACUUCCAUCAACUACGUUCCAUGGGCCAUUGUAGGAUUCAUCUUCCAGUAUGUCAUUCGUCGCAAACACUUUUCGUGGUGGACGAAGUACAAUUAUGUUCUUUCCGCCGCUAUGGAUUCUGGAGUGGCAAUCUCGACUAUUGUAAUAUUUUUCUGCUUGGAGUUCCCUGACGCUGGAAAGAUCGGGCAGAGUACCAUAGCCACCUGGUGGGGCAAUACCGUCUUUGAAAACACUGCCGAUGGACAAGGAUUGUCGCUGCUCACUCCUCCUCCUGGAGGAUUCGGACCGAAUACUUGGCAUUGAUGUGCCAUUUUUAUGUUCGCUACGAAUGACUUGGGUAGCAUCUAUGUAUGUAUGUGUCUGUUGUAUUAUCUGUAGUAAUGCUAUCAUCUGUGAGAACCAAUUGUCAAAAUUCGGAUCGAACCCAUGUUGACGCCUUAACCUAGCACCGAGGCAUUCGAAUUUCGCUGUGAUAGAAAUAUGAUACAGAAAGGACUUGACUAACAACACUACAAAUGUCCCCUGACACGCUUUGGCUCAUAUCUACCA
Lentinula edodes (shiitake mushroom) is the source of this 2663-nucleotide messenger RNA. RefSeq names its product OPT oligopeptide transporter. The record is from RefSeq and is a predicted model, not a curated record. Gene Ontology annotation, biological process: transmembrane transport. Gene Ontology annotation, molecular function: oligopeptide transmembrane transporter activity. Bases 114 to 2417 code for a protein of 767 amino acids. Lineage: Eukaryota; Fungi; Basidiomycota; Agaricomycetes; Agaricales; Omphalotaceae. The transcript has 24 exons.